UCACACAUCACUUGCAUUUUUUCUUCCCUGCCACUUGCCUUAUUUUGCUUCUAAAUAAAAGUGAACCACACACCUCGUGCCAUGAGGUAUUUGAGAACAAAACACAGUGCCCAGCACACAUGGGGAGAGGGAUGGAGAGCCCCCACAUGCAGGGGACAUCUGGGCACUGAGAAAGCACCACUACCAAGAAAACCACCAAACAUGGCCUCUGCUCAGCUCUGUCUCCAGCCACAGCCAUUCUGGAGACCAUGGGAUCUUCCUCCCCUCCCAAAGCUGCAUCUCAUCCACUCUGCUAAGUUGGAAGGGCAGGAUACUUGGCACUGGCUGCAUUUUUCCCUGCCCAGGCAAGGAUGGAAACAGUAAGACACAGAGUGGUGUUUUCUAGCCAAGGCAUCAAAAAACUGUCAUCCAGGAAGAAAGUGGAUCACGGAAUCACAGACUCCUCAGGCAAUCUAAUUCCACCCUUGCCAUGGGCAAGGACACAUGGUUCCUGUUCUCCCUCAAGUUCUCUCCUUUUACUCAGGGAAUGCUGAGACACCCAGAGCUAUGCACAGACUCGACCCCAGGCUGCUCCAUACAUUCAAAACCUCCUGCCAAAACCUCCACCAUAUAAGGCAUCCCAUAGCCUCCAGCAGUGCCAGGAUACCUGCACAGCAGCAGGAUCAGGAUGGUGAGGAUUGUCAAUAUUUGCCCACUUUGGGCUCUCCAGAGGAGGGGCCCUGCUGAGGGUGCGUGGCCAUAAAAGGUGUGACCAGCAGCACCUUGGGCUCACCAAACCCUGGAGCUGCCACUGCCAGGAUGAAGCUCCUCUCGCUCCUCCUCUUCUGUGAGUACCCCCCACCAGCUCCCCCAGACCCUGCCCACAGCCAGGUGGGGAUGGUGAAAUGCCCAUUUUUGCUGUGGGAUGGAAUGUUGCUUUUCCUGGUGCUCUUAACCCUCCUUCUCCAGUCCUAGGACUGGCCCUUGCCAGCUGCAACUUGGCCCAGUUUGCAGUGCUGAUUAAGCAGAAGACCGGGAAAUCGCCGCUGGCUUACAACCGCUACGGCUGCUACUGCGGCUGGGGCGGGUCCAAACAGCCCCUGGAUGCCACCGACAGGUGCUGCCACGCCCAUGACUGCUGCUACAAGAAGUUGGUCGCAUCCGGCUGCAGCCCCAAAACGGCCACCUACAAAUACACCUUAAAAGGAAAGCAAAUAACCUGCGGAAAUGGGAACUCGUGCCAAAAGCAGACCUGUGCCUGCGACAAGAAGGCGGUGGAGUGCUUCCAGAGGGCAGCCAGCUCCUACCGCAAAUCCUACGACAACUACCCCAAUUCCAAAUGCAAGGGCCAAACGCCCUCCUGCUGAACACUGCUGCCAGCCUGGCUCCAAACCUGGCAGAAACCAGCAGAACUGGGGGUUCUGCCUUCCCUGUGGCCAGGCAGGACAUGGCACAGCCCUGUGGCACUGAAAAAGUGUCCAGCACCUUUCCCCAGAGCCUUAGCUCUAUUUUCCCAUAGUUAAAUAACUUGUAAAAAUGAGGUAAACCCUGCAA
Messenger RNA from Taeniopygia guttata (zebra finch), 1533 nucleotides. Lineage: Eukaryota; Metazoa; Chordata; Aves; Passeriformes; Estrildidae. The record is from RefSeq and is a predicted model, not a curated record.